CCAGAAGUUGUCCUUGUGUGCUUUUCCCCAAUUCCUAGGACAAGCUGAAGAGCUUUUAUAUGAAAUGGAGACUCAGCCAUCUGAUUACAGCUGGCUUGGGAUGGGACCUAAGGACCAGGAAAGGCAGCAAAAAAAAUUAUCCCAAUGGCAUUCGGCUCACGUCAGCUGUUCCAGGAGCAGAUAUCAAAGUACUCAUAAAUUUCAAUGCACCAAAUCCUCAGGACAGGAAGAAGUUUACAGAUGAUUUGAGGGAAUCAAUUGCAGAAGUUCAAGAAAUGGAAAAGCACAGAAUAGAGUCCGAGCUGGAGAAGCAGAAGGGGGUGGUGCGUCCCAGCAUGUCGCAGUGCUCCAGCCUGAAGAAGGACUCCGGGAACGGGACCCUGCCCCGGGCGUGCCUGGACGACAGCUACGCCGGCGGCGAGGGGCUGAAGCGGAGCGCGCUCAGCUCCUCCCUGCGCGACCUGUCCGAAGCAGGCAAGCGUGGGCGACGCAGCAGUGCAGGAUCGCUAGACAGCAAUAUGGAAGGGUCCAUCAUUAGCAGUCCUCACAUGCGCCGAAGAGCUACAUCAACCCGAGAGUGUCCAUCUCGCCCUCACCAGACUAUGCCCAACUCCUCCUCACUCCUAGGGUCCCUGUUCGGUAGCAAGAGGGGCAAGCCCCCCUCGCAGAGCCACGCGGCCGCGCAGACCCCGCACCACGCGGAGGGCGUGGCCGCCGCGCCGCACCCGCACCACGCGCAGUUCUGCCACCAGAACCCGCCGCCCUACCACCACCACCACCACUACCACCCGCCCCCGCCCCCGCACCCGCACCCGCACCAGUACCACCAGCACGGGCACGGCCACGGGCACGGCCCCUACCUGCCGCAUGCCCCGCACCACAGCCCGCACCACGGCCCGCACCACCACGGGCCGCCCCCGCCGCCCGCCGCCGCCAGCACCAAGCCCAAACACAGCGGCAUCAGCACCAUAGUCUAG
Messenger RNA from Passer domesticus (house sparrow), 977 nucleotides. RefSeq names its product IQ motif and SEC7 domain-containing protein 2-like. The transcript is spliced from 5 exons. Lineage: Eukaryota; Metazoa; Chordata; Aves; Passeriformes; Passeridae. The record is from RefSeq and is a predicted model, not a curated record. Bases 60 to 977 code for a protein of 305 amino acids.